Messenger RNA from Archocentrus centrarchus (flier cichlid), 6225 nucleotides. Its product is annotated as zinc finger E-box-binding homeobox 1-like. Gene Ontology annotation, molecular function: RNA polymerase II cis-regulatory region sequence-specific DNA binding; DNA-binding transcription factor activity, RNA polymerase II-specific. Gene Ontology annotation, biological process: anatomical structure development; regulation of transcription by RNA polymerase II. The coding region runs from base 224 to 3595 and encodes 1123 amino acids. The record is from RefSeq and is a predicted model, not a curated record. NCBI's taxonomy places the organism in Eukaryota, Metazoa, Chordata, Actinopteri, Cichliformes, Cichlidae. The transcript is spliced from 8 exons.
GCUGACGACACGACGGUGACUCUGUGCGUCUGUACAGGAGCCAUCACCAUCAUCAUCACCAUCAUCAUCAUCAUGUUUACCUGAACGUGGAUAACGGGGCUGACAAAUGGCCUGUAAAUAAACACAAAUAACACCUGCGGCUCUCGACCGUUCACGGAACAGGAUCUGCUCGCCGUUUCCUAAAGGCUCUGCGUGUCGUGAGGAGCCAGAAAAACCGCUCCAAAUGUCAACUUGUGCAGUGACAAACUUCAACAAUGGCUUGGAGGCCAGUUCAGACUCCGAUGAUGAGGACAAGCUACAUAUUGUGGAGGAGGACAGCCUGCAGGAGCCUGAGGUCACAGAUGCUGAUGGGACCACAUCGCUGGACAGCCAUGACCCUGACGCCACCUUAACAGUAUUACCCCACAACGGAUCGUGGAAUGGAGUGAAGGAGGAGUGUGCAUCAGAAGAAGAGGAGGAGGCAGUAAAGGAUGCUCUAGUCGAGGAGAUUCUCCAGCAGGGAGACACCGCCAUCAUCUAUCCCGAAGCCCCCGAGGACGAGCAGAGUCCAACAGAGACAGGAGGAGCUGAUGAAAACGGAACACCUGAUUCUUUCUCCCAGUUGCACACUUGCCCCUACUGCUCCCGGGGCUACAAGCGCAACGCCUCGCUGAAGGAACAUAUUAAGUAUCGCCACGAGACCAGUGAGGAUAACUACAGCUGCUCGCACUGCAGCUACACCUUCACCUAUCGCUCGCAGCUGGAGAGGCACAUGAGCCACCACAGGGGCUCCAGAGAGCAGCGUCACGUUUCCCAGUCGACAGGAGGAUCAGGAGGAACGGGUGGAACCCGCAAGUUCAAGUGUACCGAAUGUUCCAAGGCCUUCAAAUACAAACACCACCUGAAGGAGCACCUGCGCAUUCACAGCGGUGAGAAACCAUAUGAAUGCUCAAACUGCAAGAAGCGAUUCUCCCACUCAGGCUCUUACAGCUCCCACAUCAGUAGCAAAAAGUGUGUGGGUGCUACACCCCCCAACGGUGUUGCUCGAACAUCGAUUAAGUCUCCCCCAGCGCCUGCACAGACGAGGCCUGUUGUGAUCGCUCCGGCACGUAUGGUUCUUAAAGAGAAGACUGAAAGCAAACCCCUCCAGGAGCAGCUGCCUGUCACCCAAAUCAAAUCAGAACCUGUGGAAAUUGAGUGCAAGGCUGUGACGGCGGCACCAGCGACUUCAGCUGGCAGUAACGGUGUGGUGAACGGAGGAACGACACAGCCAACUGUGGUCCCAGCUGCAACCCUGCCUCAGGGUGUGGCUAUGGUUGUACCAACAGUGGGCCUGAUGUCACCUAUCAGUAUCAAUCUUAAUGACUUGCAGAAUGUGCUCAAGGUAGCGAUGGAUGGAAAUGUGCUCAGGCAGGUGCUGGGUUCAGCCAAUGGGGUGGUGGCACAGGGGAAGCAGGGAAUUGUAGUCCAGCAGCCGCAGCAACAGAUCAUCAGCCUUCCUGCCUUUGUGGAUCACGAUGGCACCACGAAGAUCAUCAUCAACUACAGCAUUAGCCCUGCAGCUGCCACAACUGCCACCACCCAGCCUACACCGCUUGUUGUCAAAAACAACCCUACUCUGCCUCCUACUAUCGCGACUGUGGCUGCUGCAGCUCCCACUCCAACUGCAACAGAUAAGCCCCAAACUCAAGAGGCGGCUGAUCUUACAAUUGUGAAGACAGAACCAGAAUCAGUCCCUGUCGCAGAUGCGGAGACAGAGGCAGCCACGCAGACAGAAACGGCAACUGAUAAAACUUCAGAAUCAGCUCAGAUGCCAAAACCCACCAGUACAUGUUUACUUUGCGACGACUGUCCUGACAAUCUGGAGGCGUUGCAUCUUCUCCAGCAUCGCAAAGCAGCCAAUGGAGAGGCCGUUGACUCUGCUGCUUUGGACCCGUCUUUCGCCGCUCUGCUAAACGAGGCAGGGGUGACCCUGGAGGAGCCACCUGUCGAUGACCUCCUUUCACUCCUUAAGACCUACUUUGCCUCCAAUGCCAACCCCAGUGAGGAGGAGCUGACAAAGAUCUCAGAGUCUGUCAGUAUUCCAAUGGAAGUGGUUAGAAAGUGGUUUAUCAAGAUGAAAUCUGGGAAAAAUAUGAGCAAAGGCCACAGCGAUGCAAAAGCAGUUUCUAAAGACACUGAUGCCACAAAUUCCAGCUCAGAGGCCCCUUUGAGUAAGAAUGAAGAGGAAGAAGAAGAAGACAAUACAAUCCAAGAAGCAUCCAACAAAGCCUCAUCAGGCUCUCGCAGCGCUUCCCCAUCAGACUCUGAAUCACUCAACAACGAGGACCUUGUCAUUGUUAAAAGUGAGCCAGAAGACCCAGAGGCUUCUGACUCCCAGGCAGAGCCUCUGGACCUCUCUCUUCCCAAACAUAUCACAGCAGAAUCAGAAAACAAAACGGCCACACCUCCCGUCAAACAGCAAGAACAGCCUCUGAACCUGACCUGUUUAAGGAAGGAGCAGCUCGAGGGUCGAACCAUCUACGUCACCACACCUCAGACCGGAAGACCUGUUAACAUCGUCACUACCGCACAGCUGCCCACCUUAGUGGCCAUUGCUGGUCAGGGCACGGUGGGCUGCCUCAACGCCAUCAACACCACAACGAAGCGCACCAUCCUCAUCCCCCAGCUUACAUAUACCUACGCCACUACAGCUGGCAAUGCCACUGGAGCAAAGACUGUUGUUCUCAAUGGUCAUAAGGAGACGCAUUUGGAGAGCAGCUCUGAGGGCGUUUCCACAGUGGAGGAGCAGAACGACUCCGAUUCAGCCUUGGUGAUGAAGAAGCGGCGGCUUGAAAAUGGCGUCUACCCCUGUGAUCUUUGUUCCAAGGUCUUCCAGAAGGGCAGCUCCCUGCUCAGGCACAAAUAUGAACACACAGGAAAACGACCCCACGAGUGCAACGUCUGCAAGAAGGCUUUCAAACACAAACACCACCUGAUCGAACACUCGAGGCUGCACUCUGGUGAGAAACCCUACCAGUGUGACAAGUGCGGCAAGCGUUUCUCUCACUCAGGCUCGUACUCCCAGCACAUGAACCACCGCUACUCCUAUUGCAAGAAGGACGGGCCAAACUCCGGCUCGGGGCCACGCAGGGAUCAGUCAGAGCUCGGCAGCCCAAGCGGCAGGCUGCAGUCAGACAGCCGGACCACGACCCCACCCUCCCAAAUGGACUCAGAUGAGAGGGAGAGUGAAGAAGAGGAAGAUGAGGCCAUCUGCAUGGAUGACAUAAGAGUGGUGCAGGUGGACGACGGCGAGUGCGAGAUCUACGAGGGUAAUUUCGAUGACGACGACGACGACGAAGAGGGAGAGGAGUUAGCAGAGGAAGAGGCGACAGCAGAAGAAGAGACUGAAAGAGAUAAGGGGAAGGAGGAGUUUGCCUGUGAUGUAGUAGAAGUCGAGCUGGGGGAUGACCACGUGGGGAAUGCCGAGAUGGAGGAAAGAAGCGAGGAAAAGGAGGAAUCAGCGAGUGUGGUUGCAGAGAAAACGGCAGACUGUGAAGCGAAUACAAACAGCAGCAUCAGGGACGGGACAGAAAGCACCGAAACAGCAGAGGAAGUGGUGACGAACGCCAAAUGAAGGAAGAAAAUUCUUCGGGACAGUUGGAAUGUGUCGGUCAUUGAAGUCGGGUAAUCUCAGACAGAAACCACAUCUUGCCAUCAGAAGAAAGUCACGGCAGUUGCCUGAUCUUAACGGUCCACUACUGUGUACAAAAACCCAGGUGUGCCUGAACUUGAAAAAAGAAAAAACAAAAACAGUGACUUUUUCUUUGUGAAAAUUAAAUAUCAGUGUUCAAAAUUGUUUAUAGAAGUACAGAUUUUAAAGUAGAACUCAUCCAUCAGCUCAUUAGACUUGUUACUGAGACAUCCCAGGUUGCUUUGUUUUGUUUCUUUUCACUCGGUCAGUGUUAACUAAUCUUGUUUGAAAACCUUUUAUCCUGUAAAGAUGAGAAAGAUUUCUAUACCUUUUUAUUGCCAAUGAAGUUUCCUAAAAUCAGUAUUUUAUUGAGUUCUACGAACAAAAACCUCUGCACUACAGUAUUCCUGGUUUACCUAUGGAUACAUGCCUCAUGCAUUGUAUGCCCUUCAGUGUUAUAUAUGUACACUAGCUAGCAAGAUGUUGUUUGUGUUAGUGUUACUCUUUGCUAGCUAGCAUUACUGUUGUUUUCAGUUUGACUGUUAGCCUUAAGGAAAACAAAGUAUUCUUGGGGGAGGGUUUGGGGUGGGAUGGGGAGUCCGGGAUGAGAAUGCGGCUUCUGUACGCCAUAACCAAAUUUGUCCUAUCAGGGAAGGCAGAGUCACAACCUCAAAGCCAGCAUGAGGCGCCUUUGUUUUGCUGCUCAGCGCAGCCUGAACGGGUGGAGUCUCCAGGUGAAGACUUAAAAGCAGACUCCAGCCUCGUGGCUCAGCUGCAGAUUCCAAAACAGACGCGCCUGUUCUUACCAAGCUUCUCCUUAUUUUGGUUAUUUUGGUUCUCAGUGAGUGUUUCAGUAUUAUCAGCUUAUAUAUGAAGUCAAACUGUAUGUGAAGGAUCGGGGCUUUUUUUUUUAUUUUUUCCUGCUCCACCCCAAUGCCUCCAGCCUUAUGCAAGACCUGUGUGCUGUUAAAAGUGCCAUUGAACAGUAUUAUUAUUUUUUCCUCACACAUGUAGCCAGUAUUAUGUCCCUCUGUUACUUACACAGGAGCCAUGUUGACUAAUGUUUGUUGACUUGCACAGAACAGCAGAUUUGUCACAGCAGCAGAGUAGGAAACUUGAGAAACAGUAUAUAACAUGUUAAUUAAUCUCUUCACUAUUUAAUCUGUUUAGUCUGUAAAAAGACAGAACCCACCCAAACAGCCCAGCUGGGGUCAUCGUAACUCGUUUGAUCUGCCAAAUUAAAAUCCACAAUGAUUCAGUUUACGAUGUAAAAACAGAGAAAAGUUAAAGCCAGAGAAUAUUUAGAAUUUAUCAAUCAGUUAAUUAGCUCUACAUGCUUCUCUAGAAGUGUUGCGUUUGUUCCCGCUACCUGCUUAGUAACUCAACAGCACCCAGCGGCCGCAGCUUUGUCGGUCCAGACUAUGAAGUUUUAAAGUGAUGAAAUGUGUUUAAAUUGUUGAGAAGAUUUUAGUGUUGCUGUUAUAACGUAAGAGAAUCAGUUUUCAACUUUUGAGCUUCGUAAAUCCAAAUUUUGAAAAUCCUUGAACUUAAACUCGAACUCAGUAUUGUGCCUCACCAGGUUGGCUCAGGAAGAAAUACACCAGACCAAAUCCACGUGAGUUUAAAGUCUAACGAUGAUGGAGAGACUCGGUAAUUUUGUCUCACUCGUGCACUUAUUUUCAGAUGCUUAAAAGAAACAAAUUGUGGCAAGCUGUCCCGCACUUAAGGUAACAAGCGUUAGUGAAUGUGGUCUCUGUUAAAGAGUUUUGAGUUAUUUUACCAGACAGUGUUUAUAGUAAUAAUCUGUUUAACUUUUUUUUUGUUUUUGAAGUAUGUCCUCUGUUUGUUUUUGUCAACAAUGGCAGUAUUAGAACCCUUUCCACAGACAAAAAACAAAAAAAACCUGUUUAGCUUUUAGAAGACUUUUUUAUAUUUAUGUGUCUUAUUUUUAUAUUUUCUUUUAUGGUUAUUUAUUACACAUUGUAGUGUACAUUACUGUAGUUUGAAUUGAUACAAUAAUAUAUUUUAGUAUGAAAAAUAAUCUCAAGACAAACAAAAAAAAAUAAAAUCCCAAAAUGUGGUUCUGGGAGACAAAGUUUGUUUUAACAAAAAAAAAAAAGAAAGAAAAGAAAGGAAAAAAAAUUAAAAUAUAAACACGUAUUCUGUAAACUUGACUUCUGUUUUAAGCUAAAAAAGAAAAAAAGGAAUGAAGUGAGAAUUAGAAACUGUUACAUGUGCAUCCGCUCUUUGCGUCGUUAUAAAGCUACUGAAUUCUAAAACUCUGUGAUUUUUAAAAGCAUGAGUCGUUGCCGUUUAAUUGAAGGAUCUUGUUAUAAAGACAUUACUCCUCCCUUUUUUUUUUAAUAUAUAUAUAUAUAUUUUGAAGCCAAAUUUCCAGCAUCCCGCCACCUUGUUUUCUGUUCUGUGCCAACUUGUUCCAUUGUACUGUUGAAGGCUGCAUAUUGUUUGUCCUCUACACACCCUUUGUAAAUCCACUGUCUUUUUGUAUUGUUUUUAUUUUAGGUUUGCUCCAUUUCUAUGACUCCCCAUCACAAUAAAAUGUAAGACAGCAA